Messenger RNA from Toxorhynchites rutilus septentrionalis, 2639 nucleotides. RefSeq lists its product as uncharacterized. Bases 1198 to 2481 code for a protein of 427 amino acids. The record is from RefSeq and is a predicted model, not a curated record. The transcript is spliced from 3 exons. Lineage: Eukaryota; Metazoa; Arthropoda; Insecta; Diptera; Culicidae.
GUGUGUGGUUCGCGACUCAGUGCAAAUCGGAAGAAUUUCGCCGCGAGUGAAGUGAACAAACGCAGCGAUCAGGACGGAGCAACGUCGGACGAGAGAUUUAUUGCCACACCCGGAGCGAGCAACCUACCUGGACGCACCCGCUCGUAAGCACCACUGGCGGAACACCAGUUGGUUCGAGGACCUUACCACUAUAGAAGAACAAGAUAGAGUUAUAGAAGCCACACACGGCAGAGCCCACCGAGGAAUAGAAGAAAACCAAUCAGCAAUUGCGAGAAAUUUCUACUUCCCUCGAAUGAGAGACAGGAUACAGAAAUUUAUCAACUUUUGUGUCACCUGUCUUGAAUAAAUUCAAGGACUUCUCCAAAGACUGAAUGUUGAAUCAUAUUUUACACCUUCUGGACAUAGUGAGGUGAAUGGUAUCGUAGAACGAUUUCAUUCAACUCUUACCGAAAUCUUUUUAUGCAUGAAACAAAAAUAUACCGAUAUGUCAGCAAAAGAUUUGUACAAAAUAGCAACUGCAUUAUACAAUAGCACGAUUCAUUCAGCAACAAAGUUGAAACCAAUCGAGAUCUUUUUUGGUAUCAAAGAUGGCGAUGAACGCCCAUUGAACAUAGAUAGAAUCUUAGAAAACAGAAAUCAAAUUUUCGACGAAGUCAUAAAUAAAAUUCAACAAUAUCAAGAAAAAACAAGAGAAAGACACAAUUUAAAAAGAGAGGAAGAACCUGUCCUAAACGAAAAUGAAAUAGUUUACCAAAAAGCACAAGGCAUAAAAUCUAAACGAAAACCAAAAUAUAGAAAACAAAAGGUCAAGCGAAAUUAUAGGAAAACAUUCACAGACUAUAGAAACAUUAAAAUUCAUAAAAGUAAAAUUAAAAGAAGAAGAAAACGUUAGUUGAUUAUUUUUCAAUAGAGAGAGAAUGUAAGGUCCAAGUAGGAAUAAUCAAGAUCAUCCAUCCAAUUAAUUUAACUACAAUCGAAAAUACGAUUGAUACAUUAAGUAGUACUUCAUAUCAAAGAUUAACCAAUACAAAUCCACUUGCAAACAUCAUCAAGUACAAAGUUCAGCAACUGUACACAACGUUCUACGGAUUGAAAUCCAGAAAACCUCGAAACAGACGUUGGGACAUCAUUGGCACAGUAUUCAAAUUCAUCGCAGGAACACCUGAUGCAGAGGAUCUGAGAAUAAUUAAUUGUACAAUGAACGAACUGAUCAACCAAAACAAUGAACAGCUCAAGAUUAAUUUUCAAAUAAGCGAAAGAGUUUCACAAAUUACCAACACUAUCAAUAAAAUCGAGGAGAAUUCUUUCACAAACAAACUUAUAUUGGACGAAAUUGAAACGAUAACAACAAUAUUAAACAUCGAUAACAUCAACCAUCUUCUUGACAGCAUCCAGGAUGCAGUAACUUUAUCAAAAAGCUCGCUUGUUAGCAACAAAAUACUAUCUUUGAGAGAAAUAAACGCUAUAAGGACACUGUUGCAAGAUCAAGGCGUCGCAGUAAAUUUUCCGGAUGAGGCUCUACAAUUUGUAAUCCCGAAAUUGGCGCUGAGAGACGAUAUACCUUUAUAUAUACUUAAUGUUCCCCAGCUGGAAAAUACAACAUCAGACAUCAUUAGAAUUUACCCAUUGGUAAACAACAACCGUAUCUUACACCAGAAUCCAACCUACAUAAUUAAAAGGAACAACAAUCUUUACACAACAACAAAACCCGAAGAUUUUGUCCAGAAAUCAUCAUUCCUGAACGAGUUACGCGAUGAAUGCGUAGCUUCGUUGAUUCACGGAAGACAGGCUACAUGUAGCUAUGUAAUGCAAAACAAGACGACCCAGAAACUUAUCACGGAAAAUUCGAUCCUGAUUUCUAACGCAAAAAACCAAAUCCUACAAACGACAUGUGGACCAGAUAAUAGAACCCUGAAUGGAAACUUCCUCAUUUCAUUUGGAAACUGCACGAUAUUGUUUAACAAUCAACGUUUCAAGAAUGCCGAGAUAAUAAGCGAAGCAAACGUCAUCCAAAGAGCGUUUCACAAUCUCAAAAUCAACUGGAAACACCAUAAAAACUACGAAUUAGAAAAAAUCAACAAUGAAACUAUCAGCAACAGAAAUAAACUGGAGCAUGUUUACCUCAAGCAAGUUCACAUUAAUUUUAAACUCUGGAGUCUUUUCGGCGGAUUUUCUCUCAUGCAAAUUACAUGCCUCAUUGUGAUCAGUUUCAUUCUUUACAACAAGUUGUCGCCCACAAGAACUUAUUCAGAAGCAUCAGAUAUCGAAACGGGACGUUCCUCACUCGAAGGGGGAGUAGUUAACUACGAGACCAACCUUAACCCCCGAAGUGUCAACCCUGGGAUGAACACGACUCCAAAUUUACCUGAAGAUAAGCAGUGCCCGCUCGAACAACUCAGAGCCCUACAACAGAUACAACAACAACAAGCAGUUGCUCUCGAACUUUUAGAAAAUAAGGAAACGAUCCUAAAUAAACAAUGACAAUGUUUGCCACACCGUAGUUAGACAGUAAAGAUAAGCAACGAACAAUAAGGACCGAAAUAGCAAUAAACGAUUUAGAUCAUUAGCAGUAUCUCACAUUCAGGGAAAACACAACACAAUGCCGAUAAUAGCAGCAAUAAAAAAGAUCGAAGGAUCGA